CACCGCCGUUCUCGCCUUCUCACCUCAAGCAUCCUCUCCUCGCCGCCAGCACUCUUCGUCCUGUUGUGUGCGCCUCUGCGCUUGCCGUCUCGUAUAUCACAGCAGCGACGCCGACGCGACCCUCUGCGCGGCGCUUCUCUCGCCCCUCCACAUCUCCGCGCGGCCGCACCACGCUCUUUGUCGCCCGUCACGCUCCUUCACCGCGUCCGCUAGAGCUCGCCAUGCGCUUCCUCUCGCUCCUAGUGCUGGCCGGUGCCGCGCGAGUCGCGGCAGCGCCAGGCGGCAGCCAGGCCGUGCUCGCUGCGCAGGCCGAUGACCUCGUGUUCGGGCAGCAGAAGGGCGCCGCCAGCACCUUCUCGCCCAUCAACCCGCCCAGCAUCCCGCUUGCCGUCAAGAGCCCUUACCUGAACGUGUGGGCGCCGAGCGGCUCGCUGCUGAGCGCCUCGCCGCCCAACGUGCAGGGCAACGGCGGCUACCUGGCCGGCGCCGACCCGUCCUUCUGGACGUCGGGCUACGGCGCCGAUGGCGAGCACCGCAUGGCGUGGACGGGCCUGAUCCAGGUCAACAACGUCACGUACCAGUGGAUGGGCGACGCGUUCGGCAAGACGGUCGCCAAGGGCAGCAACGCCAACCAGAUCUCGUUUGAGUACACGGCCACGCGCAGCAUCUAUGCCUUCGAGGCCGGCGGCGUGCUCUUCAACGCCACGUUCCUCACGCCCGUGAAUCCGACGGACUACCUGCGCCAGAGCAUUCCCAUGAGCUACCUGCACAUCGAGUUGGACAAGCACACGCUCGUCGGCAAGAGCGUGCAGCUCUACACCGACAUCGACGAGCGCUGGUCCACGGGCCAUGACUACGACUACCAGAACUUCCCAAUGACCGUCCUCUUUGACGCAGACACCAAUGGCACGUCGUCGUACUUCGUACAGCGCACGAACCCGCAGCCCUACACCGAGUUCCGCCAGCGCGCCGAGUGGGGCAGCGUGGCGUGGGCCGUGCGCCAGCAGCCGGGCCUGUCGAGCCGCAACAACAACAACGUCGUCACGCAGCUCGAGUUCCUCAACCGCGGCAAGCUCACGUACGACCACUACCCGACGGGCGGCCCGGACAACUCCUUUGCCUACGCCAUCGACUUUGACGUGCAGGGCGCCGGGCACGAUGCGCUCUUCGCCAUCGGCCACUUCCGCACGCCGCUGAUCAACUACAUCCGCGCUGGGCCCAACGGCACGAGCUAUCUGGAGGAUCGCUACGGCUACUGGAUGACGGAGUUUCCCGCCUACCAGGACGCCGUAGCUUUCUUCCUCAACGACUUUGACAAGGCGCUGGACUACGCGGUGAAGCUUGACGCGCAGAUUGAGCAGGACGCCAAGGACGCUGUCGGCGGCGGCGACGUCGGCGAUCAAUACGCUGCCAUCGUUGCUCUCUCCGUCCGGCAGGCCAUGGCCACGAUCGAGAUCAGCGUCGGCUACAACCGCACGAGCAAGAGCUACGUCAAGAACGACACGCUCAUCUUCCUCAAGGAGAUCAGCUCCAACGGCGACAUGAGCACCGUCGACGUCUUCUUCCCGCAGUUCCCCCUGCUCACGUACCUGAACCCGGACCUGCUGCGCGACGUGAUGCUGCCGAUCUUCAUCUACACCGAGAGCGGCUUGUACCCGAACAAGUGGUGCGUGCACGACCUCGGCGUGUACCCGUCCGCGUUCGGCCACAACGACGGCAUGGACGAGGCAAUGCAGGUCGAGGAGAGCGGCAACAUGAUCCUCCUCACGGCGCACUGGGCGCAGAUGGUCGGCAACAAGACGGCCAAGCCGUUCCUCAAGGAGCACUACAAGAUCCUGCAGCAGUGGGCGCAGUUCCUCAUCGAGGACUCGCUGGUGCCCGCCGAGCAGCUCUCGACCGACGACUUUGCCGGCACGCUCGUCAACCAGACGAACCUGGCCAUCAAGGGCAUCGAGGGCAUCGCCGCCAUGGGCAUCAUCGCCGACGUGCUCAACCACACCAAGGACGCGGCCAUGUACCGCAACAUCAGCAGCACGUACAUCCAGCUCUUCUACGGCUACUCGCUCUCCAAGGACGGCUCGCACACGACGCUCAACUACGGCUCGGACGACUCGUGGGGCACGCUGUACAACCUCUUCGGCGACCGCCUGCUCAACCUCGAGCUCGUGGCCAAGGAGCUGUACGACAUCCAGGACGCGUGGUACCCGCGCAAGGCCGAGCGCUGGGCCGUGCCGCUCGACUCGCGGCACAAGUGGGCCAAGACGGACUGGGAGAUGUUCGCCUCGGCGACGGCCGCCAACGGCAGCACGCGCGACCUCUUCAUCGAGAAGACGUACGACUUUGUGUCGAACGGCCGCACCGACUCGCCCUUCGUCGACCUGAUGGAGAGCACCACGGGCGACACGCCCAAGCCGCCCUUCGACCCGCUGGUGCACUUCCUCGCGCGGCCCGUCGUCGGCGGCCACCUGAUGCACAUGGCCAUCGCCAAGGCGGACAAGGCCAACGGGUUGAGCAAGAAGCACCCGUACGCCUACGGCCCGGCGAUCAAGCACCCCAAGGGCAAGAAGCCGCGCAAGGAGGACGAGGCGCAGGCACAGGCCAUCAUCGAGGCCUCGCGCCAGGGCCGCCUGGGCGACAUCUCGACGGCCUCGGGCUAUGCGCCGGGCAACAGCGCGCAGCGCCGGCCGAAGCCCAGCCCGCCGCGCGUGCCGCAGCUCAACGCCAUCGACCCGAUCAACAACCCGGCCGCCGUCAACGCCGCUGUGCAAGCUGCGGCUGCCGGGCCGGCCCCGCAGGCGCAGCAGGCAAAGCAGUCGACCGGCGGCAAGAGGGCCAGCAAGUACGUGAGCCGCGUGAUGCGAAAAGGCCGGCAGCAGGCCUUCGCCUAGACUUGCAAGUGCUUGUGGCGUCGCUGUGCGCGCCACUAGUCUGCUAGCGGGCGCGCCCGCCUGUGCUUUGCUCGUGCCUCUGCUUGCCACAUGUCCCGUCUCCUGCGCUGCUGUGCUGCGCCUUGCAAUGAAGCCGAUGCCCCGGAC
This is a messenger RNA of Tilletiopsis washingtonensis, 3035 nucleotides long. RefSeq names its product DUF1793-domain-containing protein. The record is from RefSeq and is a predicted model, not a curated record. Bases 222 to 2888 code for a protein of 888 amino acids. The transcript is spliced from 6 exons. NCBI's taxonomy places the organism in Eukaryota, Fungi, Basidiomycota, Exobasidiomycetes, Entylomatales.